Messenger RNA from Condylura cristata (star-nosed mole), 2735 nucleotides. RefSeq names its product ankyrin repeat and sterile alpha motif domain containing 3 (gene ANKS3). Gene Ontology annotation, cellular component: cilium. The transcript is spliced from 16 exons. Lineage: Eukaryota; Metazoa; Chordata; Mammalia; Eulipotyphla; Talpidae. The record is from RefSeq and is a predicted model, not a curated record. Gene Ontology annotation, molecular function: protein binding.
UACCCACUCCUGCCUCCUUGCAAAGGAAGAGGCUGCAGACAUUUUGGAUUCCCCAGGCUGUUUUUCCCCGAGUAGCUGCUCAAGCCCAGGCACUCAGCCAAAGCCCAGCCCCACCCAGUCUUGUGUCCCAGAAUCUGCUAGGAGUCUGGUCCAUCAAGGAUCGAGGCGGCCGGUGUCUGGAGAAGCCCUGCAGCCCGCAGCCCCUGCUCCUGUCGAACAGGGAGAGAAGGCUCCUUUCCCACAUGGCCGGCUUCAGGGUCGUGAGUGGGGGCUUUCGGUUCCUCUGCGCUCCCCUGGAGAAGGGCUGCACUUGGUGCACCCCCAAAUGGGGACAGCAGGGUGGGGAGGCAGCUGGAACGCACAGCACGUGUUGCACUGCCAUGUCAGAGCUCAGCGAUGAAGCCAGCGAGCCGGAACUCCUCAACUGCAGCCUGUCCAUGUGGCACGGGCUUGGCGCACAGGUCAGUCUGGAGGAGCUGGCCGUCCCCCUGGACCUUCACACGGCGGCGUCCAUCGGCCAGUAUGAGGUGGUGAAGGAGUGUGUGCAGCGGAGAGAGCUAGACUUGAACAGGAAGAAUGGCGGCGGCUGGACCCCGCUGAUGUACGCCGCCUACACGGGCCAGGACACCAUCGUGCACCUGCUGCUCGAGGCGGGGGUGAGCGUGAACGUGCCCGCCCCGGGCGGGCAGACGCCCCUGAUGCUGGCCUCCAGCUGUGGCAACGAGAGCAUCGCCUACUUCCUCCUCCAGCAAGGUGCUGAGCUGGAGAUGAAGGACAUCCAGGGCUGGACCGCCCUCUUCCACUGCACCAGUGCCGGGCACCAGCAGAUGGUCAAGUUCCUGCUGGACAGUGGCGCCAACGCGAACGUGAGGGAGCCGGUGUACGGAUUCACCCCCUUGAUGGAGGCCGCGGCCGCCGGUCACGAGAUCAUCGUGCAGUGUUUCCUGAACCACGGCGUCAAGGUGGAUGCCAGGGACCACAGCGGAGCCACAGCCCGGACGCUGGCCAGGCAGCACGGACACAUGAGGAUCGCCGGGCUCCUCGACGCCCACACGCCGCCCCUGCCCAGGAGCCUCUACGGGGGCCCAGGUACCUGCCCCGACUUGCGGGCUGCUUGGUGGGCUGGACUCGCCCCCCAAGUUUCCCAGUCUGAGUCACUCUCAGAUUGGUCGCUGCCCCGCCUGCGCCUCCUUGGCUUCCUCUGAGGAGACGGUGGCACUUGGAGGGUCCCGUCUUCCCCCUUGCCCACGUGGGCGCCGCGCCCCAUUCUGUCCACAGAGCAGGCGCCUCCCCGGGGUUACGUCACCUUCAGCAGCAGUGAUGAGAACCCCCUGGGAGGCCGGGGCCUCUGCUACAGGGACGUCACCUCCCCCAUCAACGACCGGGACGUGGAGAGCAGCAGCAGCAGCAGUCGGGAGGAGCGCCCCUUCUGCGCCGAGCGGGCGGCUGUGCGGAGCAGCAGCAGCAGCGAGGGGCUGGCGAGGGCCCCGGGGCUCAGCAGCGAGGCCUCCUUGGAGAGCAACGAGGACUCGGACCACGCGCGGGGGAGCUCGGUUCGCAAACAAACUAAGAAUUACGUGAAGACCAAGCACCGUCAUAGCAACAGCGACAGCCAGUUGCCUCCUGGCACGGGACCUUUCGGGGCAGCCUGUUCGCCGGGAUCUGCCCCCCAGACUGAGAGGCCCCCCUAUUCUGGGCCCCAGGACCUCGCAGCGCUGCUGGAGCAGAUCGGAUGCCUCAAGUACCUGCAGGUCUUCGAGGAGCAGGACGUGGACCUCCGCAUCUUCCUGACGCUCACCGAGAGCGACCUGAAGGAGAUCGGCGUCACGUUGUUCGGGCCCAAGAGGAAGAUGACCUCUGCCAUCGCCCGCUGGCACAGCAGCGCCCGCCCCCCCAGCGAUGCCCUGGAGCUGGCCUAUGCUGACCGGCUGGAGGCGGAGAUGCAGGAGCUUGCCAUUCAGCUGCACAGGCGCUGCGAGGAGCUGGAGGCCACGCGGGGCCAGGUGUCGCAGGAGCAGGAGCUGCGGGCCGUGGUGGAGAGCUGCCUGCUCGAGCAGGACAGUGCCCGCAAGGACGUCCACGCGCGCCUGCAGGAGGCCUGGGCCUUGGCCCGCGAUGCCGCGCUCGUCCUGGACCAGCUACGAGCCUGCCAGGUCGAGCUGUCGGCGCGACUCACGGGGGACGAGUCUCCCUGCCAGGCAGCGCUGGGCCCAGCCCUCCCCACUGCUGACCCCAAAGGCUGCCAGGCCGCGCUGCAGGCCCUGAGCCUCCCCGAGCUGUCGGGGGCACUGGCAGACCGGAUCCACGAGAUGGGGCGAGCGCUGUGCUCCGUGACACAGAGCCUGGAGAAGCUGCAGCUGCUGAACGGGAAAGAGAACUGGCGGGAGCCUUAGCCGGAGGGACGAACCUGACGUUGGGUGACUGAUCCACCCUGAAGCUGUGCGCCCAGAGGACAAGAGGCCAGUGGGCGGGGCAGGGGCAGCGGCAGCCCCGGGCCCAGCCGGCCUGAGGACCGGCCCGGAGCAGACAGGAGGAAGAGGCUGUGGCUGGUGCAGGGCAGCGUGGUCCCCACAGCGCACGACCAGGGCCCCUGAACCUGGGGCCAGGCUCGGGGCAGGCAGGGCCUUGAGGAGGGUGCCCCUGUUGCGCACAGGCGCCCCCAGAGGCGUGACCUGAGGGUGAGGGCUGAGCACCUGGGCAGCAUUUGACAGUUGCUGAAAAAUAAACGUUCUGAU